Messenger RNA from Pocillopora verrucosa, 798 nucleotides. NCBI's taxonomy places the organism in Eukaryota, Metazoa, Cnidaria, Anthozoa, Scleractinia, Pocilloporidae. The record is from RefSeq and is a predicted model, not a curated record.
AUGUUGCAGAGUGAACUCGAUUACGAGAAUUUACGAUCUGUUUAUUACACAUACUCUGAGGUAGUCAUCGGCUAUAUAAGUAAUGAAGCUCGUCGUUUUCGCGUAUAUGUCGGAAACAGAGUACAGCACAUCCAUGAUCGUAGCAACCCGGAACAGUGGCAUCACGUGCCAGGAAAAGUUAACCCUGUGGACGAAGCGUCUCAUUCACUCACUGCCAGUCAGUUACUUAACAACAAGAGAUGGCUCUCAGGGCCAGACUUUCUCUGGGAAAGCGAUGUACCACUUCUUAACAAGAAAAACACAGCUCAGCUCUCUUCUGAUUAUGUUGAAGUGAAGACAAACACCUGCUUCUUGACGCACUCUACCACUAGAGAAUAUCCUGGUUUACUUCUUUCAUAUCUGAAUCGCGUUUCUUCCUGGCACAAAGCAAAAACGACAGUCGCCUGGAUGAGAAGAGGAAUAAAGAAUCUCCAGUCUGUAAUAGCAGCACGUAAAGAAGAGAUUCAUUCUGCAAAGGACUUAGGAAGAUCAUGCAAUGAACAGGGAAAGCAGUUGUGCUUACCUCUCUCAGUUGAAGAAUUGGUCCACUCCGAGAAGUUUAUUUUGCGUUGCCUCCAAUGCCAGCAUUUUAGCCAUGAGAUGGAAACACUAACAAACCUUAAAGGUAAUUUGGAGAAAUUCCAAGAACGAGACUCUGCGCGCUGCAGAAACGACACUUUGAAGAAGACGAGCUCUCUCUAUAAAUUAGAUCCCUUUGUUGACAAAAACAGACUGCUUAGGAUUGGUGGUCGUAUCUGA